CAUCAGGAACUGAAUGGAGACACAAUUCAGACCAAACCAACAGCGGCGGUAACACGUUGAAAUCACAACAUGCCGAAGAAAUACGCCUACCCUCCCGAAACACUGCAGAUUCUUGAAUCUCUCUGGACACAGGGAAUGCAGAAUUGCAGCACAGAUGAGAACAAACUGAAAAUCCAGCAGGCAUCUGUGGCAACAGGCCUUGUGGAUGAGAGAAUAAAGAGUUGGAUUUACUCCAGGAACCGAAAGAAGAAGAGGGAUGAUGAAGGGCAGUCAAAGGCAAAAAAGUCAUGCUCUACUGCAUCAAAUGCAAGAAUUUCUACUGAAGCAUCUCAGGAUCAGCCCUCUGUUGGUACAUGCCCUUCCUCUCAAGAACAUACUUCAGAGUAUCUUGGUGGGGAGAAGUGCCUGAACUGGACAGCCUAUCCACAGGGGUUCCUCGAAGAUGUCACACAAAAUCAAGAUAGGACUGAGGAGGCUGACUCUGAGUGCAGCAGGCAGGGACAGGAAGGUCCGAGCCAGGACUCAUCAUCGUCUGAUGAAUAUGUGAACAGAACCACGGAAACAGAUCCGUCUGUCCAGGACUCAGACAAAGACAGUCAACAAGGAGCAGCUGCUAGCCUCAUACAAGUUGUUGAGGGAAAAGUUCAGGAGCUGCAUGCGUGUAACUGUGAUGUCAUUGUCCUGGUUUACAACCACAGCAGCAGAUGUCUUUCCACAACUGGGACACUGAAGGGACUGGACUUUCUAAGUUCUCAGAAUCCAGGCAUUGAUUUGCAGUUUGCAGCAGCCGUAUCAGUCUCUUCGUGUGACUACGCUUUGACCUGAAUCACAUGAUGACCUGGGUGACAACUCAGCUCUGAACUCGAUGAAGUAUCCAUGUGACCUCUGAACUCUUCAGAACAUCAGACUGCUGUCCUGAACUUCUGGCAUGUUUCUGCUUUCUGAAACCUAAUGUGAAAUGUGCAACACCAGGACAUUGUUUUAAUCUACUGUAAAAGAAAAAAAAAACACAAAUCAUCUUAUUCUGUAUGUAAAGAUGCACUUUGAUGAUGUAGCCACAGAGCGGUGAAGCUUUAUGAUGCAGUUAACUAACGGUGGACGCAAAGAAGGUAAAGUACUAAUAUAUUUUGCAGAACAGCUGGCUCCUAAAAGGAUUUUCAUCUGCAUUUUAAUGUCCAACUUGCUUUUUUUAGAGCAUUUCAGAGUAUUGUGAUAUUAUUUUAGCAGUCUAUAUUUUAGGCUGAAAAUAAACAUUAACAUGAUUUCUUA
Messenger RNA from Amphiprion ocellaris (clown anemonefish), 1269 nucleotides. RefSeq lists its product as uncharacterized. The coding region runs from base 70 to 825 and encodes 251 amino acids. The transcript has 6 exons. The record is from RefSeq and is a predicted model, not a curated record. Lineage: Eukaryota; Metazoa; Chordata; Actinopteri; Pomacentridae.